CGUGAGCUGGCUCAUUAUAGCUAACAAACUAAAAUCUUAGCUCGCCUCGCCUCAUUAACAGCCUAGUCGAGGCAGCCACGAGCCGGUCGAGUUUUCGUCCGGUAGAAUGGACUUUUCUUCAACCCUAAAAACCGAGCCUCACUGAGCGCCGAAAAAAGAACAGAGGAGUUCGCAAUUUCGCAGAGCAGCCCAACAAGCACUCCUUCGUUCCCCAACGGCCCAGCCCAUUCCGUCUCCCGUCUCCCGCAAGGAAUUCCCUCCCGCAACGGCCAGCCGCCAGUCCCCAGUCGCAACAGGCAGUCAGGCAGAGGCGGAGCGGGGCGUCCCCAGCAGGUGUGGCCGGAGGGGCGUCUGCGGGGGAGCCGGCGAGGGGCAGCGGGGCUGCUCCGUGGGUACGACUGGCGGGGCGUCCACCGGUCUACGGGUGGGGGGCAGCGGCAGGGCUGCUCCGCGGCUACGAUCGGCGGGGCGUCCGCGGGCGUCGGCGCAUCGGCCCGCUGCGGGACAUCGGCGCUGACUCAGCCAGGCCAGCGGUGCCUCGGCUCCGCGCAUCUGUGCAUUGGUGGGGCGCGUGGUGCGCGAACGAGGGAGCAAACUUGGCUGAUGGAGAUGAAUGCUGGUGGCCUGGACAGGAACAAGGACCAGACGAAGGAGUCAAAGCUGAUGGAGGUGAAUGCUGGUGGCCUGAAUAGGGGCAAGGACCUGACAAAGAAGCGACACUGGAAGGACAGUGUGCUGAUGGAGGUGAACACUGGUGUUCUUGGCAGGGGUAACGAAGGAAAGAAGCGACAUCGAAAGGACAGUGAGGAUGGCGAAAGGAAGAAGAUACGCAAGAAGAAUUCAGAGGCAGAAAGCUAUAAGGAGAGAGGAAAGAGGCACAUGGAGGCAGAAAACUAUGACCGGGACAACGACAAGGAGAGAGGAAAGAGGCACAUGGACCAUGAAAACAAACUAAAUUUGAGGCAUGGAAAAGAUGUGAAGAAGGAAAUGUCAAGGAAAUAUGAUAAGCAUCGUCACUAUGGUGGUCAGAGGAGGGAAAAGGGUCACCUUAAGGAAAAGGAUCAUGUUGAGGAAAAGGGUCAUUCUGAGGACAGGGACAGGCAUGGAGAAAGAAAGGGUUUGGGGAGGAAGAGUGAGAGCUGGAACAACAACCAAGGCUUACUGGAUUUGGGGAGGAAGAGUGAGAGGUGGGACAGCAACCAAGAUUUGGUGAGGAAGAGUGAGAGGUGGAGCAGUAACCAAGGCAACCAAGGGUUCCUGGAUAGGUGGGUACCAACGAGGGACAGCGAUGAGGAAAGAAUCCAAGAUUUGAGAGCGACCAACCUAGCGAAGAAAAGGGUGAAAAGUGUGAGGAGAAGAAAGUGAAAUCUGCCUGGCUGAGUGAGGAAACAGAGAACCAACAUCACUCACCAGUUACCCUGAGUGAUGUGGAGUUUUCUAAUGAUUUUGACAGCAGAAUCAGUGGCCGAGAGUUUAAGAUUGCCCAAGAUUAUGGUCAUUCGAAGUCGGAGGGACCAAAGGAGAAGAAAGUAGUUUGAUAUUGCCCAAGAUUAUGGUCAUUUGAAGUCAAAGGGACCAAAGGAGAAGAACGUGUUUUCAUAGCUGAUCACUGGAUGAAUUUUGAAGGUCAUGAUUUCUGUAUCUUGUGAAAAAUAAUAAACAUGGAGUACAUGUAGGUAAACUGGUUUGAACCAUGCUUACAACCUCAUGAAGUACACCCAUUGAUAAUCAUGUGAUCAGUCGGUGUAAUAUCAGGGCUUCAGGCUUUCUGAGGGAAGAAAUGUGUAUCAAUUUUUUCGAGAACAUGCAACGGCAUGUGUUUCAUUAAGCAGAAAAGAAAAGAAAUGUGUAUCAA
This is a messenger RNA of Sorghum bicolor (sorghum), 1855 nucleotides long. Its product is annotated as pre-mRNA-splicing factor 38B. The transcript has 2 exons. Lineage: Eukaryota; Viridiplantae; Streptophyta; Magnoliopsida; Poales; Poaceae. The record is from RefSeq and is a predicted model, not a curated record. The coding region runs from base 604 to 1365 and encodes 253 amino acids.